Messenger RNA from Ostreobium quekettii, 687 nucleotides. The record is from the annotation of a GenBank genome assembly. NCBI's taxonomy places the organism in Eukaryota, Viridiplantae, Chlorophyta, Ulvophyceae, Bryopsidales, Ostreobiaceae.
AUGGUGUGGACUCUUGGCAGGACGAACGAAGUGUUGUGGGAUGGCGAAAAGCACUUUUCUGAUGGGAAAUUGGUGGUGUUGAAUGCACGUCCGGAAUUUGUGAAGGCAGAGUCCCAGAUCGUUGCCCAGGCGGGCAUCCCUGGGAUGGUGACCAUCGCAACAAACAUGGCAGGGCGGGGCACGGACAUCCUGCUUGGGGGCAACGCAAAGGGCCUGACAGAGAGCGCCCUGUACCGGUUGGUCUUCUCGCAGGUCAUGGAAGAUGUCGGUGCCCUCGAUGGCAUUCCCAAGAUCCCAUUGCCUGAGUUCCGUGACGAUGGGAACAUGAUGUCUGGCCUGCCACCCUCACUGUACGGACAUCUGCAGAAGGCCCUGCUCCGCUGCAGGGGGCCCUCCGAAGAGGCCAUGGCCACCUUCAGCGACGUGGAGGCCAUCAUGGAGAGCGUGAUGGAUGUCACAGAGAAGCUGAAAAUCCUGGCCACGCAGGCACUCAGACCGAAUGAUGAACAUGCAAUGAGGCUCAGGGACCUGGACUUUGAGCAGGAUAUCCGACCUGUGGUUCGGAGCGUGCUGACAGCUGAAGAGAGCAUGCUGGAAAAGAAUUCCGGCCCCCGCCAGGCGCUCAUAGAGGCAGCCAUCCACACUUGGCUGUGGUUCGAGCAGAAGUGUGAGCUCUACGGUGACAUG